ACUUCCUCCGGUUCCUUACUAUACAUACACCUUCUAAACUCCAGAAUUCUGUUCUGAGUCCACCAGGAAUUUGCAGGAAAAAAAUAAAAGGAGCUGCAGUGUAGAUUGAAUUAAUUACUUACUUAAAAGGAGCGGAGAUUUUGAUUUGGCGGCGGCGGAGGUGUGGUGGUGUUGAAUUGAAUGGCGGUGGAGUACAGAUGCUGCGAGACGGAAUUCUUCAUUCACAUUGGGGUGAUUGUGUUUCUGGUGCUGUUUGCGGGCCUGAUGUCCGGGCUUACUUUGGGCCUCAUGUCCAUGAGCCUCGUCGAUCUCGAAGUUCUCGCCAAAUCAGGAACCCCAAAGGACAAACAACAUGCCGCAAAGAUUUUGCCAGUUGUUAAGAAUCAGCAUUUAUUGCUUUGCACUUUGCUUAUCUGCAAUGCCGCAGCUAUGGAGGCCCUUCCUAUUUUCCUUGACAGUCUAGUCACAGCUUGGGGCGCAAUCCUUAUCUCCGUGACUUUAAUACUUCUGUUUGGCGAGAUCAUUCCACAAUCUGUUUGCUCGAGACACGGACUUGCUAUCGGUGCAGCUGUGGCUCCAAUAGUUCGAAUUCUUGUCUGCAUCUGUUUUCCGAUUGCAUAUCCUAUUAGCAAGUUGUUGGACUUGCUGCUCGGCCAUGGGCACAGAGCUCUUUUCCGGCGUGCCGAGUUGAAAACACUUGUUAAUUUACACGGCAAUGAGGCAGGUAUAGGUGGAGAACUCACACAUGACGAAACAACUAUAAUUGCUGGUGCACUCGAACUCAGUGAGAAGACUGCUAGUGAUGCCAUGACUCCAAUAUCCGAAACGUUUGCAAUUGAUAUAAACGCAAAGCUCGAUAGGAGCUUGAUGAAUCUAAUUUUGGAGAAAGGACAUAGCCGAGUGCCUGUCUACUACGAGCAACCUACAAAUAUCAUUGGACUUGUUCUCGUCAAAAAUUUGUUAACCAUUCAUCCAGACGAUAAAGUAUCGGUGAAGAGUGUCACGAUUCGCAGAAUCCCAAAGGUGCCUGAAACUAUGCCAUUAUACGACAUCUUGAAUGAAUUCCAAAAGGGACACAGUCACAUGUCUGUGGUUGUACGACACUCGACCAAAUUGACUCACCACCUUUCUUACCAAGCACCGCUAGAUAAUUCGGUCAAUGACGUGAGAGUUGACAUUGACCGUGAAAAGUCAAUGGACUCGAGUGUAAAGACGAGAAGGCCACUUCAGAAAUGGAAAAGUUUCCCAAACAAUGGAAACGAUUCUUUCAAGGGCACACCUAGGAGCAAGAAAUGGACAAAGAACAUGUAUUCGGACAUACUGCAACUAGACGGAAGUCCUCUGCCAAAGCUUCCGGAAGAAGAAGAGGCUGUCGGGAUUAUAACCAUGGAAGAUGUUAUUGAAGAGCUUUUGCAGGAAGAGAUAUUCGACGAAACAGAUCACCAUGUCGAUGAGUCGUGACCAUAUAUAUUAUUUGUGGCUGUAUGGAACUAUAUACAAAUGCUGUUGUAAGGACUUAUGUUGUUAAAGUUUUGUUUGGAUGGUUGUAAA
Erythranthe guttata (spotted monkey flower) is the source of this 1551-nucleotide messenger RNA. RefSeq names its product CBS domain protein (DUF21). The record is from RefSeq and is a predicted model, not a curated record. Gene Ontology annotation, cellular component: cytoplasm. NCBI's taxonomy places the organism in Eukaryota, Viridiplantae, Streptophyta, Magnoliopsida, Lamiales, Phrymaceae. Gene Ontology annotation, biological process: intracellular manganese ion homeostasis; magnesium ion homeostasis.